AUGGACGGCUUCGACGCACGUAUCGCGUUCUUGGAACGGCUAAAAAGACUAACGCCAUUGUUCCAAACGUUACAAAAGGCGGCACACUUUGCCAUAUGCAAUCGUGUGCACUAUGAAGAUUUAUUCUCAUGUAUGAAAGAAACGUUGGAUGAGGGCUCGAUGAAUUGUCGAGUAAAUAUAUUAUAUGUGCUGGAUUACAUACUCGAGUAUUCCCGUAACAAGCAGUUCGCGGGAUACUUCGAGUUAGUAGAAGAAUAUUUACCGAAUUUAGUAGAUAAAGUGGUUCCUUACGAACCAAGAGGAAGAAUAAACAUAAAUCACAUGAAAAAGCUCCUCCAAGUAUGGAAAAAGAAAGAAUAUUUCUCGAAAGCUGCUUUGGACGCUGCUGAGGAGGCCUUGGAAAGACGAAAGAAAUGUGAUGAUAUUGGGAAAGCACGGUUUAAUCCACAAGAGAUACAAAAGCGAAUCGAAGAAGACCGGGAGAGGCAUAAACGGUUGCGAGAACACACUUGGAUUCUUCCCUCGACUUCAGAAGCAUCAACACAGGAAUUCGAUAAAUUCUGGGAAGAUACUUCUGAUCUGAGCGACGAUGAUUACAAAAAAAUUCUAAGGGAAAAUAAAAUAUUUGAUCCGAGAUAUCCGUGGCGAGAAGACAUGAAAUCGAUAACAAAACGCAAGAAAGCACUCGCUGAAAACGAGAUUAGCGAACUCGCUGGGGAAGUAAUUGAAGCUUUAGAACACGGAGAAGAGAAGAUUAUCUGUGUAGUGCCGAUAAAGGUAAUUAUGAAGUCGGAGCAAAGCGUUUCAGAUGAAAAAAUUCAUUGGGAAACGAAAAAGGAAGGAAUUGAUAGCGGGAAUUACUCUCUUGGCGAUGGGAGCGCUAGUCUCGAAACUAAAGAACAGGAAUUGGACAAUGCGCAAAUGAAAAUAGAAGCUGAAAUUCCAGCCACUCAAUCUCCUAACAAUCAGUUUGGUGCUCUAGAAAUAAAAGCCGAAAUAAAAGAAGACAUUAUUAAAGAUGUAGCUGAUCUCAUCAAACAGGAAUCGAGUGAUCUUCCAGGCAACAUAGAAGUAAUCAGCAUUACUCAGUUUCCUAUCAUUGGGUCGACCGUUCCGGAAAACGUCAACAAUGACAGUUCCAAACUUACUACACAGGAAUUGGAAAGUCCUCAGACUGUCGUAGAAGCUCUACAUCCCGAAAUUACAUCUGCUAAUAGCACUAGUGCUAUUUCUCAACCAAGAAGUCCCGUAAGGGCUCGUCGUGGGCGUGGUGGUCGUAAAGCUAAUGCCGCAAGUGUUCGCGGAACUAAGCAUCUUGGAAUUAAAUUCGUUGUUCCUGAAACCAAAGAAGACGUUAAUAAUUACGGAGCCGAAUUAAACAGUCAAGAAUCGGAUAGUCGUCCGAUUAAUUUAAAAAUUGUCGUACCCAAGUCCGAAAGUCCCUCCGAUAAUAAUAAAGCUACUACCGUUUCCCGACGAGGAAGUGCUGUGGGAGCUCGUCGUGGACGUGGUAGCCGUAAGACUAACGAAGCAAGUGUUCGUGGAACUGAAGAAAUUGAAGAGCAGGUGAAUUUAGGAAAAAGGGGUAGAGAACAAGAGGAGGAAGAAGAAAUCCAGGAGGGAUUACAACAUGUUAGAGAAGAUGAAGAUGAAAAUGAAAAAGAAAAAGAGGAGGCUGUAGAAGUUGUCAAGAAAAAGAGGGGACCAAAAAAAAAGGCCCCUGGUCAGCGAAAAACUGCCAAAACGUCAACAACGACGACAAGUACUGUUACUACUACCACUACAGCGAAAAAGCGAAAGACUAUUGAUCAUGAACGGCGAGUCUUUUCCUAG
Ambispora gerdemannii is the source of this 1833-nucleotide messenger RNA. NCBI's taxonomy places the organism in Eukaryota, Fungi, Glomeromycota, Glomeromycetes, Archaeosporales, Ambisporaceae. The record is from the annotation of a GenBank genome assembly.